AUGGUUCCAAAAACGAGAUGCACAUAACAAAGAUUAUACUCGAUGGUUUUAAGUCGUACGCGACGAAGACGGAGAUCACGGACUUUGAUUCGUCGUUCAACGCCAUUACAGGACUGAAUGGCUCGGGAAAAUCUAAUAUCCUGGAUUCGAUCUGCUUCGUUUUAGGCAUCACGAAUUUGUCACAUGUACGCGCCAAUAACCUUCAAGAGCUGAUCUACAAAAAUGGUCAGGCGGGAAUCGAGAAGGCAACCGUAUCCAUCGUCUUCGACAAUAGCGAUAAGUCCCAGAGUCCCGUCGGCUAUGAUACGUGCAACGAGAUUACGAUCACUCGGCAGGUCUAUAAGCAGCAGGGCAAGAACAGGUACUUGAUUAAUGGAACCGUGGUGCCAGCUAAUAAAGUUAAGGAUCUUUUUGGAUCAGUGUCGCUGAACGUUAAUAAUCCGCAUUUUCUCAUAAUGCAAGGCCGAGUGACAAAAGUGUUAAACAUGAAACCGCCAGAAAUCCUGGCCAUGUUGGAAGAGGCUACCGGAACCCGCAUGUAUGAGGACAAAAAACGAGAAACGCGGCGAACGAUAGAAAAAAAGGAUAGUAAACUCAUGCAGACACAGCAGGUGUUGCAGGAAGAUCUUGAGCCACAGAUGACGAAGCUUGCAGAGGACCGCCAAGCAUUUGCUCGUUACAACACGAUUUGUCGCCAGCUAGAACAGCUACAAAAAGUGCACACGGCAUGGCAAUUUCUCUGUGCCGAGGAAGGCGAGCGGCGUUUGGCUAACGAAGUUGAGCAGUUGGUAAAGACUGUAGAAGAAAAUUUAGCCAAAAUUGAGGAACUUAAAGAACAAAUUCUACAAGCGAAGGAGGAACUUAAAGAGCUUGAGAAGGAUAAAGAUCAACAAAGUGGCAAUAAGCUUCAGGGUCUAGAAGAAGAGUUAAAGAAACGUGAGUUGGAGCAAGCCAAAGGCGAAUCGGAUGUUAAACAUUUAAACGAGCAGGUAAAUCGUGAACGAAAGUCACUGAAGGAGGCAAGCAAGAACAUCCUGGAGGCUGAAUCCCAGAUUGCGAAAAAACAUGCUGAUAUUGAAGGACUUAAAGCAGCUUCGGGGACCCUGCUUGAGGACAAGAAUCAAGCCGAAAAGGAACUGGAUUUAGCAAAGAAAAACCUAGAAGCGCUUGCUAUGGGUAUGACAACCAACGAGGAUGGAGUAGCGACAACUGUUACGGAACAACUUCGACAGGCGGAAGUCGAAUCUGCUAUUUGCACUGAUGAAAUGCAGCAGGCAAAAAACGCAAUCCGACACAUAGAGCCAGCCUACAAGAUAAAGGCCAAACAACUAGCCGAGACUGAAAAUUUCUUCCAGAAGGAAAAUGCCGAAAUGCAGAACAGAGAAUUGGCCGUAAAACAACUGCAGGAGCAGCUGGCAUUACUUGGGUACGAUGCGGAACUUGUUGAGGAACUUGACUGUAAGAAACAAGAACUGGUCCCUAAGCUUCGAAAGCUCAAAGCUGAGGUAGACAACUUCGAUGCAGUUAAUCAGCAUCUGGUUUUCAAUUAUCGUGACCCAUACCACGGGUUUGAUCGUUCUAAGGUGAUAGGUCCAGUCUGCCAGUUAUUCCAGCUGAAAGACCGAAAAUGGGCUCGUGCCGUCGAAGCAGCAGCCGGUGGCAAACUGUUUCAGGUGAUCGUUGACAAUGACAAAACAGCAAAACAGCUCUUAAAGAAUGGCCAACUUCAGCGACGAGUCACAAUCAUUCCACUGAACAAAAUUCGGGGUUCUGAAGUUGAUCAGAGUCGACUCCAAGCUGCCCAAAAUGUUGGUGGACACAAUAACGUGUUCCGGGCGCUCGAUCUAAUCACAUUUGAUCAUCGACUCGAGGAAACGAUGAAAUACGUUUUUGGCCGUACAUUGAUUGCAGCAUCACUCGAUAUCGCUGAACGGGUCGCUUACGACAGGUCAGUGAACACUAAGACAGUAUCGGCGUGCGGUUCAACGUGUGAUCCCAGCGGGAUGCUGAGCGGAGGUUCGUCCGCUCAAGGACCUAGUGCACUUGAGAAACUUGAACAAAGGCGGGCCACUCAGCUUGAGCUAAAGCAAAUUGAGGAACACUAUGAGAGGAUCUCAGAAGAGCUUCGCUUGUCGGAAACGCAAGCUGAUCGCUUCAACGCUCUUAAUCGGGAUUUAAUGCAGCGACGCGUUGAAUGGGAGCAGUGGAAAACCCGUUUGGCAAACACCACACACGCCCAGCUUCGAGAAGAAGUCGAAGCGAUGGUCACUGAGCUUGAGCAGCGUCGAAAAACUGUUGAAGAAAUGACUGUUCGAAAAACGAAAGCCGAUGCAAAAAUUAAAAAGCUGAAAGAUCAGAUGAUAAAUGCCAAAGGCCAGCAAGAGAAGGAAAUUAAAGAGGCCAAGGCGAAAAUCGAGCGGUGCGCGAAAAUAGCGAAAGAGGCCGCAGAAAAAUGUGGAAACAAGGAAUUCAAACUGAAGGAAUUACACGGAGAUAUUGACUUACUUGCGAAAGAAAUUGAAGAGGCUCAGCAAAAGUCGAAUAUUUGUAAUGAAGCACUUAAUGAGUUAACCACGCAGUUGAAAGCUCAAGAAGAUGCUCUAGCAGUUCGGAUCGAAGCGAAGAAAAACGCGGCGCUGAAGCUAAAGGAGCACAGGCAACUAGUCCAGGCUCAAUCUGCCGAGAUCGCAAGUCGCUACAAAGAUGUGGAACGUAAGCAAAAACAGUCUGACGAGAUGAAACUCUCCAAUCAGCAGGCCGAGCACGAUGUUAAAAAGAAGCGCAGAGAAGCAGUUGAUGCGGCGGAGGGCGUCCAAGCGAUGCUUGACCAGUAUCCGUGGAUCCGCAAGGAUCGUGAGCAUUUCGGAAAACCAAAUACGGACUACGACUUCGGUCGAAACGAACCACGUGAGGUUGGUCGCAAAGUGAAGGAGUUAGCUAGUCAGAAAGAGAAAUUAUCGAAGACUGUCAAUGCUCGGGCGCAUACACAAGCGAGUCAGAUCGAAGCCCAGUACAAAGAUCUAAUGAAGAAGCGGACCCAAGUGAUGAAGGAUAAGGAUAGCAUACUUCAGACGAUGAAAGAACUCGACAUCAAGAAAGAGGCGACGAUUAGAGCAGCGUAUCAGCGAGUGAACAAGGAUUUUGGGGACAUCUUCAGCAAUUUGCUUACAGGCGCCAAUGCCAAAUUGCAACCACCAGAUGGCAAGAGCCUCCUGGAUGGUCUUGAGGUUAAGGUGUCGUUCGGUGGAGUCUGGAAGGAGUCGCUUACGGAACUUAGCGGAGGCCAGCGUUCUCUCGUAGCCUUAUCACUGAUUCUUGCGAUGUUGCUAUUCAAGCCGGCACCAAUUUAUAUCCUGGAUGAAGUGGACGCCGCGUUGGAUCUCUCGCACACGCAAAAUAUUGGCCUAAUGAUCAAGAAUCACUUUAAGAGCUCGCAGUUUAUCAUUGUUUCGCUAAAGGACGGACUCUUUAGCAACGCUAACGUGUUAUUCCGGACCAAGUUUGUCGAUGGCCGGAGUACGGUUGAGCGAUUUACGUCGAAAAAGAACUGAGGAAUUUUAGCAAGAAAACUUGAUAGUUACGCGGAACAAUAGAGGACCGUACGCUACAACUAUUUUAUAUAGCCAAGCGUCAAUGUAUUUGUUUACUAUGCAGUGGAAUCAUACUCGUCAUCAUCAUCACUAGCAUAGCUAUUCGUGUCGCUUUUACCUAGUCCAGCUAAGCAGCAUAACAUUGAUCGAUUGAUAAAAUAGACAAUUUAGAAAUUCUAUCAUGUUGCCAGCAUUAUAAUGUAAAAUAAUAAAAAGCCCCAAGGUCAACAACGAAAACGAAUUGUCAAGCAGGUGCCUGGUUCUUAAUGUCUAUUCUUCACUUCUAUUAACACCAAGUGACGUUUUAUUAUAUUAGAAUGCUAUAUUAUCCUCUAUAACUGCGUGUCGGAAUAAGGAUUACUUUGUAUUCAUGUUUGAGAAAAUAUUGUGACAAAUGAAACUGAAAGGAAACUGAAAUUUGAAGAGGAUAACAGUAAUAAAUAUUAAUGCUUCUUAUACGGAUCACUUUUUUGUUACGAAAAAAGCAUAAUUGCGUUAGGAUUCAACGUGUCAUUUGAAUAAAAUGACAAAAAUAAAGAAAAAUAAAAAAAACUUUAUGACACCAUGCGAAGCUUUCUCUGGAAGCUUACUGUGACCCUAAUGCUAUUCUUGUAUAAUAACCAAACCAAAAAGCCGUUUGGUGCUUCGGAACGGCGCGUCUGCAGGAAUUGCAAAGUAUAAGUAGUAUGUAACAUUUGUCUAAGGUCAGUUAGGUGAUGGCUUUGUGGGUCUCAUUGACGGGUUUGUUGGUUUCGUUUCUGAAGUUGGCGUGAUGUAAUACAAUUGGUGAUGUUCUUCGAAGCCUUCAGUAAAUUGCGAACUAAAUGCAGAACAGUCGAUCUAGCUCAUUCAAAUGUGAAUCUCAAAUAGGAUGGACUUUAUUUAGGACUACCAAGGUUGUCUAAACAUGCUACCUUGUUUAAUUUCACGAUUCACGGAUUCUUCGUUCUAGAUUUGUGUAAGCAUUUCGUUCAAAUGUUACAACCUCUUUUAUGAAGUCGAUACAACUUUGUAUGUGACUAAACACUAGAAAAAGAUUAACCUACUGAUAGUAUUAUAAAAAAAUAUCCUAACUAUCUUAGUUUUGCAAUUGAAUAAAUACUAUUCAAUUGUAAUACUUAUAUUACUCAAAACUUAAAUAAAAAUUAAAAAGCGAAAUUCGCCGAAACCAUGCAUUAUAUAAAGACGUCUAUAAACAGGCAUAAAUAUACAGAUGGAAAAGUGACUAUAUAUGUAAGACCACCUUUCAUUCUGAAUGUAACACUUCCAUGCUCCUCUUCUGAUUUUUGCAUCUCAUUAAAAAAAAAAUGCUGCAUAUAAAACUUCUUCGAACUUAGCUUAUACUUAAAUUUUUCGAGUCACUUGGAUUAAAUUUAAUGUACAGUAAUGAGAAUUUUUGUAUUUAUGAAAUGAACUUCCGUCUUUCUUGUGCUCAUUUUUUUUUUUUGCUUUUAAAAAAAAUCGAUUCCAACGGAAAUACAAUAUUGUCACACACUAUACAUUUAUUUCACAUCAACAACAAUAAUAAUAAUGAUGAUUAACAAAAGCAUCUCUAUUAUUGUGCACCUGGAACAUAAUAAUUCUACAUUACUUCCGAUAGGGAGCUCAAAGUAUCAGCUGUAUAAUACCGAAUAAAUAACCUGUCAUUUAA
Molecule: messenger RNA, 5241 nt
Organism: Varroa destructor (honeybee mite)
Lineage: Eukaryota; Metazoa; Arthropoda; Arachnida; Mesostigmata; Varroidae
Product: structural maintenance of chromosomes protein 2-like
Biological process (GO): chromosome organization
Cellular component (GO): chromosome
Molecular function (GO): protein binding; ATP binding; ATP hydrolysis activity
Source: RefSeq, a predicted model, not a curated record